AUGUCGACUUCUGACCCGAAGGACGCGUUGUUAGAUCCAGCGAUAUCACAAAUAGAGGAGCUUAAACCUCAAAUCGCCGGGUUGCAAAACGACCAUGUUCAGAAUCCUCGAAUAGAUUCGUAUAGAGUUCCUAAACUCCCAGAUUUUUUUCGGAAAGAUCCUGCUCUAUGGUUUAUCCAUAUUGAAUCUACCUUCCGUAAUGCUAGGAUUACUAAUGAUGCAACUAAAGUUGACUAUAUCAUACCUGCGUUAGGUUUUGAAAUUAUAGUGUGUAUUAAAGAUUUAAUUACUGCUACGCCUAAACCACCGGAUUAUUAUGAAAAAGUUAAAGAACGCGUCAUUUCAACGUAUUCUUGUUCCUCCGAAAGUAGAUUGCGACAAUUAUUGAAAGGCGAAGUGUUAACUGACGGGAAACCAUCAUUAAUUUUGUGUCGUUUGCGCAAUUUAAACGAUGGGACUUGUAGCGAAACUGUAAUAAGGUACAUAUUUCUAGAACAACUGCCUAGUCAGCCGCGCGCGAUUCUAGCUGCUACUAAAAUUGAUGAUUUGCAAGAACUUGCGGAAUUAGUCGACAAAAUUGUCGAAGUCUCGAAUAUUAAUCAUUCAUACGUCGCGGCGGUUUCCACCGGCAUCAGCGGUUCAUCAAGUCAAUUUAAGUCUGAUCUCGAUAAAUUAGAAACUAAAAUCGAUCGUUUGGCUUCACAAAUUAAGCUUUUGAGCUCGGGUAAAACGCGCUCACGUUCAGGUUCUAAUUCUAGAGCUAAUUCAAAUGAGUCAAAAACCAAAUCGAAGUUGUGCUGGUUGCAUAAAAAAUAUGGCGAUAAAGCACAUUCAUGCGAGAAUCCCUGUUCUUGGCAGAGUGGCACAAAACCGGAAAACUAG
Molecule: messenger RNA, 882 nt
Organism: Belonocnema kinseyi
Lineage: Eukaryota; Metazoa; Arthropoda; Insecta; Hymenoptera; Cynipidae
Exons: 1
Coding region: 1-882 (293 amino acids)
Source: RefSeq, a predicted model, not a curated record